Owenia fusiformis is the source of this 2140-nucleotide messenger RNA. Lineage: Eukaryota; Metazoa; Annelida; Polychaeta; Sabellida; Oweniidae. The record is from the annotation of a GenBank genome assembly.
CUGAGAGAAAAAGUUAACAAUUGAACAGUAGUAGGAUCGAUUGCUCCCGAAAGAACCUUAAGCUUAAAAUCAGAAAUUCAUAUGCAUUUAACUGUAUCGGAUUUUAAUCACAAAAGCACAUACAUACAGGAACAAGACGCUAUUUUCACUAAUAGUAGUAGGCAUACCGCUACCAGUUCGCUGUGCCAACACAUUCCUUGAGACUGCUGUAUAUAGGAUAGAUAAUUGCUCCUUCACAGUUGAAGUUCUUUUUUAAAGCGAAAUCAAACUGAAAAAAUUUUAUUUCGUAGGUUCACGUUGAAUCAAACCAUGCUGACCUUGUAUCUUUUGAUAUGUCUAUGUAUAUGCACGUGUACGGUAGGAUUCGAACUGACAAUUUUGCAUACAAAUGACUGUCACGCUCAUAUCGAAGAAUUCAACAAAUAUGGAGGAAUAUGUUCAGACUCGGAUAAAGAGGCGAAUAAAUGCUUCGGGGGUGUGGCCAGAAGAGCCACAGCCGUUGCGGAGAUACGUGAUCGUCAUGACAACGUGUUGCUGCUUGACGCGGGUGAUCAGUUCCAGGGUACUGUGUGGUUUUACGCCUUCGAGGGUCUUGCAACAGCACAGUUCAUGAAUGAUAUGCAAUAUGAUGCAAUGGCUUUAGGGAAUCACGAAUUUGACAACCACCUUGAAGGUUUGAUCCCAUUCAUCAAUAACGUCACAUUCCCUAUCCUCGCUGCUAACAUAGACGCCUCUGAUGAACCGACAUUCCAAGGUCUCGUGAAGAAGUCCACAGUCUUGACGGUGGCUGGAGAAAAGAUAGGAGUAGUAGGGUAUCUGACAUCUGAGAUGCCUGCACUGUCUCAAAGAUUUGGAAAGCUGAAAUUCUUGGAUGAAGUGUCGACAAUUCAGGCAGAGGUGGACAGAUUGACAGCUCAGGGAAUCAACAAGAUUAUAGCACUCGGUCAUUCUGGAUAUAAAACAGACAAGGAGAUAGCCAAGCAGGUUACCGGUGUCGAUUUGGUAAUUGGAGGGCACACGAAUAAUUUCCUAUAUAAUGGUCCUUUAUUGACUGAGGGUCCUGAAAAAAUAGAAGACACUUAUCCCGUAGUUGUAACUCAGGACUCGGGAUCACAGGCCUUAGUAGUCCAGGACUAUUAUUACGGGAAAUAUCUGGGAUAUUUAAACCUGGUGUUUGAUGACAACGGAGUUGUGACAUCAUACAAUGGGAACCCCAUUCUCCUUAAUGGGUCAAUAGCAAGGGACCCUCAGAUGCAAGAAGAGAUGCUUGGAUAUUUAAACAAUCUAGCUUCUCUGAGGAACGACACAAUUACAUACUCGAACGUCUUCUUAAAUGGAGAGAAACCAACAUGCAGGUAUCAUGAAUGUAACCUUGGUAACCUCAUAGCGGAUGCUUAUCUAGAUUAUUUCAUCUCGAAGCAAACGUCCUCGGAAACCAGUUGGAAUGGAAACGAUGUUGCUCUGUGUAUACACAAUGCAGGAGGAAUACGCUCUUCUAUAGCUGCUGGAGAUGUAACAAUGGAGCAUAUACUCACCGUGAUGCCAUUCCAGAACCUUAUAGACAUGGUGGCCCUCACCGGGGACAUAUUGCGUCAAACCUUCGAGCAUUCCGCUAGCCGCCUUACCGAGAGUAGUGGUACUGGUAGAUUUCUACAACUCUCAGGUUUUCACGUCGUGUAUGAUAUCACUAAGCCUAUUGGAAGCCGCGUAGAGAAACUGGAGGUUCUUUGUUCAGAUUGCCUGGAUCCCGUCCUUUUACCCAUAGAUCCAGUUAAAGUGUACAACGUCAUCAUGCCGUCGUACAUUGCCAAUGGGGGCGAUGGAUACUUCAUUAUACGAGAUAACAAGCUAGAUCAUCGGAAUUUAGGGUUACUAGACACCGACGUUUUCCUGCAGUAUCUAAAGAAAACAAACAACCUCUACCCGUCAACCCAGAAACGUAUCAUAACAAGAGACGCCUCUGACGUCACAACAGACUUUCCACAAUCACAUAUGACGUCACAAUUACCUUGUGUCAAUGACGCUUCGUCAAUUAAUCGCGUUUCACUUAUGUGCCUACUAACAAUAGUGAUGUAUUUUACUUGAUGAUUGUGUAUACUAUCUGUCACGCCUAACCAUCGACAAGGUACAGUGACAAAAU